CUCCCUUCCCGCCCUCGACGUGCGAAGGAAGCGAAGCACCAUGUCGCUCCAGAUGGCCACCCACGAUAGCUACGCCGCCAUACCAGACCCCGGCGUGUCCGACCUGGACCGAUUGCUCUCCGCAUCGUCCUACCCCGUCAACAGGUCGGUUGUCCGACCUGUGCAGCUCGAUGUCGAGCAACCGCCCUUGUAUGGCGGAUAUGGCGAAGUCCAAGUGGACGAGGCGAUCGAGGAGCAGCCGAUUAUCCAGAUUGACCCAUCAACCGAAUCCGACCUAACCAUCCCCACGCGUCGCAGCUCCGAGGCCAAUGCGUCGAGGACGAUGGUCGCGCCGAAGAAGCGUGGUAGGCCGCGCAAGAGCGAAACCGAUCUGACAGGGGAGCGUCCAGAAGAGCGACGUCGAGCGCAGAUCCGAAUCGCUCAACGAGCGUAUCGCGACCGCAAGGAGGCGGCGUUGUCGAGAUACGAAGCCCGCAUCCUCGAGCUCGAGACCGCCAUGAAGAAGAUGAACGCCACGAUCUUCACCUUCGGGGAUCACCUCGCCCACUCGGGGGUCAUCGCAUCCGACUCCAGCCUGCGAUCGCACCUGCACGACACGCUGCAGACAUGCAAGACUCUCGCCGAUGGCUGCAUAUCACCAUCUCCCGAAGAAAGCGACACCACGCCCCCACAGCCACCACCCCCUCCCUCCCCCCACACAGCCAUAACCCUAACCCCUCCACGCCCCUCAGCUCCGACUCCCCCCUCCUCUUCAACAACGCCAACAUCCCCAUCAUCUCACUCCCAACCUUCAUGACCCAGCUCCGUCUCGCCUGCAUCGCCAACGGGCUGAACCUCCUCCGCAACCCCGCCGUCAAACUCACCGACCUGAACAAGAAAUUCCGCUUCCUCCUCAGCAUCAUCAGCCGCGAAGACCUCGCCUCCUACUUCGAAGGCA
This is a messenger RNA of Aspergillus heteromorphus CBS 117.55, 937 nucleotides long. Its product is annotated as bZIP transcription factor. Gene Ontology annotation, biological process: regulation of DNA-templated transcription. Gene Ontology annotation, molecular function: DNA-binding transcription factor activity. The record is from RefSeq and is a predicted model, not a curated record. The transcript is spliced from 2 exons. NCBI's taxonomy places the organism in Eukaryota, Fungi, Ascomycota, Eurotiomycetes, Eurotiales, Aspergillaceae. The coding region runs from base 41 to 796 and encodes 251 amino acids.